This is a messenger RNA of Anguilla rostrata (American eel), 3885 nucleotides long. RefSeq names its product mitochondria localized glutamic acid rich protein a (gene mgarpa). Lineage: Eukaryota; Metazoa; Chordata; Actinopteri; Anguilliformes; Anguillidae. The record is from RefSeq and is a predicted model, not a curated record. Gene Ontology annotation, biological process: anterograde axonal transport. Bases 145 to 2025 code for a protein of 626 amino acids. Gene Ontology annotation, cellular component: mitochondrion. The transcript has 8 exons.
GAGGCUACCUAUCUUGCUCCUCGUCAGGCAAACAGAGCCAAGGCAGAAUUGUUAGCGUGCAGCAGCUUGCAGUCAUUCAUUCAGCGUCUGUGCUCGAUUGCACACUGUGUUCCUGUGGCUGGAUAGAGCACCGAUUGGGCCACGAUGUAUUUCUGCAGAACGGCCUGGCAAAAACUGAGGCCUUUGGCUCGGAAGUCAGCCACACAUUUAUAUAGAAAUGUGGGACCGGUCCGGACCAUGUCCUCAGGCGUUCCCGGUGGCUCAGGAGACAACAUCAUCUACUUCCUUCUCUGCGGAGGAUCUUUUGCUGCAUCAGUCUUCUAUGUUUACAAGACUGUGAAUUCUGACCAAGCAAGGUUUCAUGACAGACUGUCCGAGAUCAGUGCCAGGCCCAAGGUAGAAUGGGAACCCAAACCAUGGCCGCCUAAAGGUUCAGAGGAAGAGGAAGAAGAAGAGGAGGCAGCAGAAGAGGCAGAGGAGGUCGAGGAGGCGGCAGAGGAGGCCGAAGAGGCGGCCGAGGAGGCGGGAGAGGAGGGCGGAGAGGCGGCAGAGGAGGCCGCAGAGGUAGCAGAGGAGCCCGCAGAAACCGAAGAGGCGGUGGAAGCUGAAGUAGUCGAGGCAAGUGUGGAGGAGGCUGUCGAGGAACCUGCGGCUACUGAGGAACCUGUGGCUGUCGAGGAACCUGCGGCUGUCGAAGAACCUGCGGCUGUCGAGGAACCUGCGGCUGUCGAAGAACCUGCGGCUGUCGAAGAACCUGCGGCUGUCGAAGAACCUGCGGCUGUCGAAGAACCUGCGGCUGUCGAAGAGCCUGCGGCUGUCGAAGAGCUCGCUGUAGCUGAAGUGGCCGCGGAAGUUCCGGUCGCCGCGGAGCCCUCCGAGCCCACGGCAACAGAGACAGUGGUAGAGGCGGUGGCCGAGGCGGUUGCCGAGACCGCCGAAGCCGUCGCCGAGGUGGCCGAGGCGCUCGCCGGGGCGGCCGAGGAAGUGACUGAGGUGGCCGAAGCGGUAGCCGAGGCGGCGGAGGCGGUGGAGGCGGCGGCCGAGGCGGUGGCGGAGGGAGGCGCGGCGGAGACGCUGGAGGCUGCGCUGGCCGAAGCCAUGGAGGAGCCGGCCGCCGAGAGCAACGCGACAGACCUGCUCAGUGCUGUGAACGUGGCGUCGGUGUCCGCUGCGGAGACCGGAGAGAUCGCUGCUGCUUCUGUGACAGAUGUGAGCGCUGCGGUCUUAGCGGUGACCCCGGAGGUGUCGGAGGAGGUCGCAGAAAUCCCAGUGGCUGCUGUGGAGGCGGUGGCCGAAGAGAAGGCGGCCGAGGUCGCAGCAGAGCCUGCCGUAGUGGAGGAAGAAAAGCCGGUUGAGGUGGCAGUGGAGGCAGAGCUCGCAGCGGUGCCCCUGGUGACUGAAGAAGAGAAACCAGCCGAGGUAGUAGAGGAGGUCGCAGCAGUGUCCCCUGUGAUAGAAGCAGUGUCAGAAGUAGCAGUCCCCCCAGUGGAGGAACCACCAGCAGCACCACUGGCAGCGGAAUCACCAGCAGCAGUUGCAGUGUUGGAAACAGUGGUAGCACCUUCAGAGAGUGCAGAACCGGAGGUUACACAGACGCCAGUGGAGGUAGCAAAGGAGGUCCAAGAAGGUCCAGUCAUUGAAGCAAGUCCAGUUGUUGAAGCAGAGGCAAGUCCAGUUGUUGAGGUAACCGAAAUUCCAGCAGUGGAGGCAUCUCCUGAAACGGUGGCAGAGGUGAUUGCUCCACCCGAGGUCACAGCGCCCCCAGCAGAAGUGGAGGUCCCGGUGCAAGUGGCGGAGCCUCCCUCCCCAGUAGCCGUUCCUGCGAAGGAAUAUAUUGUGGUUGUACUGGAAGGUGCACCAAAAACACCUAAAACGCCAAAGGUCCUGGCGAUGACCCCUAUCACUGGAAGCAUCCCUGCCCCACCUGAUGAUGAUGAUGAAACCACCCCUGCACCAGAGGUAAAAGAAGAGGAGACGUCUACUAAGAGUGCAGAUGCUGUAGCUACAGCUGAAAGUACAGAUUAGGAGCCCCAUGCUGGUGAAAAUCAGAGAAGAGAUAGAGUAUGUGCCUUCCUGCCCCGCCCCCUGCCGUCCCACUACCCUUUGGGCCUCAGAGUUCACUAUGAAAAUAAUGCCUGCUUUAUGGACACACGGUCUCUGAUUUUUGUACGCUAUACUCAUCUCUAGCAAAGAUAAGCUCUCAUCCUGCACAAACCACAGGCUUGGUCUACCUUUGAUGCCCUGGACCUUCAUUGGAACACUCAUCCAGUGCAUCCCUCACUGACGGCCAUGACACAUGCUGCUGCAAAUAGCGCUUACAACGUAUUUCCUGCACCAAUACGGUUCAUUUUUCUAACUUAUAAUAACUGAGAAUCCAGUUUUUGACUUGGCUGUAUUUGCCCAUCUCUAUAUGGGUGAGUCAUAUUAUUCCAGUGGAACAGUAGAUACAGUUCUUUUACUAUGUUGGUCCUCAACGUGUGCAUGUUUCCUGACUCUUGUUCUUGUUAAAUUUGGAGGCAUAUUUCACAGCCGAACAUGGUAUAUUUAUCUCAGAAAACACAGAUACGACUGGUUUUCAUAAACUAAAUAUAUUUUUGGGCAUGAGUUGGGAAAACAUGUUCAUCACUUCACUACCUCAAUUUUCUAUGGUUGAUAAUUCUUCAUAGAAUAUUUCAAUGCAACCGCAGUGCAGUACUUUUUUACUUUUCUUACUGACAACUGUUAAACACAAGCACAUAAACAAAAAAUUAGGUCAGGUGAUGAUUUAGAGGCUUAUCUUUGUUAAACAAAAUACAAAAUAAACACUUCCAUGGUCCUCAUGUUCAGGAAUUCAUGAGGAUUCUCUCCUAAGCACAGGUAUUUUUAUCCUUGGUCCUACCUCAUUAUAAGUGACAUUUGAAGUAUUUCAUAAGGCAGACAUUACUUUUUUACCUGUCCAAUUUGUCCUACCUAAUGUUGAACUGUGCCGUAUUCCACCAUCUAGCAAUAUUUAUUUUCUUUUUCCACUGUAACCCUGGCAACCAUGACUGGAGAAUCUUAACUGUUCCAUUAGCCACUGUGUACUGACAUUUUAUACUGUCUUCCCAAAUGCGUUACUUCAAGUUCACAUUCCAGUUAAGAUGCAUGUUAUGUAACUGUACAAUAAAGUACUGAUGAUUAUUUUCAGAGAGAAGCCCCAGGGCCCUUUGACAGCCAUUCAGUGUUGAGUGUCGAAAAUGGGCAACUAAAUAUUCUCUAUGUGGUUUUGUGAAGAGUUAUGGUUGGUUUAUAAAUAAGGUAGAGUGGUUGCUGAAUUUAUGGUGUCAUUUUCUCCUGUUUUGUUCAAAUGUAUGAUUACUUUAAAUGGGGAAUGAGCUUGUUAAUACUGUUGGGUUUUGAAUCAAUCUCAAAAAUUGUAACAUCAGUGGGCUCCCAACACAAGUAAAGGCGAUGUGUUGUUGCAAAAAGGUGGGAAAAACACCUAUUUCAAAAUAUGGGUUAGUUUUUGAACGCAUGAGGAAGUCAUGAGAAAGAACAGUGGAUAUGCUUCAUUAUGACUUCAUGAGAAAUGCAGUAAUUCCUGAAAGAUGAAGUAAGCUUUGCAAGUCUAAUGUAAUAUGUUUUUCCUCUACAACAUGCAUAUUAGAAGAGUGGCCCUUCCUUUUGCAGACUUGUAAGGAAGUGAAAUAAGCACACAGUGGAGUAGAUUGCUUGUACUUUCUGCAUAAUUGUGUUCAGAGCUUCUGUAAACAGAAUUCAGUUUUCCCUAGUCACCCUAAAGUUUUCCGAAGGGAACUGGGGUAGUGCAGUGUUUCACUCUGUAAUAGCAGUUCAAUAUAAAAGGCCAGGUGGCUACAAGCUGUGAAUGUAGACGUGUUGUCUGAAAAAUAAAAAAGGGACUCAAAA